UGACAGAUCAAUACUUACCAGCUACCUGUGCUUACAGCUGUUUUCUGAACAUAACAUAACAAGUUAAGACGACGUGGAGUGAAACUUUGUGAUGUAAUUUUGUAGCAUUAAUUUAUCAAUUGAAUAAUUAAAUAAUUAUUCUCUUUUCGUUAUGGUUCUUCAAUCAUGUAUGAAAACUGUAAAAGCUUCGUGGCUGUUUGCAUUAACACAAAGGAAGAAGUUGAGGUAUGUCGGUGCAGCUUUAAUAGGAACAGGUGUUCUGGUCUAUGAAUCUUCCAGACACAAAGCAGAGAUGGCGAAAGCUAAGAUCAACAUAUCUGAUUUUAUGGCAGCGCCCAUAACAGACGUCGCUACACUUGAAAAGAAUAAAAAUGACAUGAAGUCAAAAAUGGAACUCAUGAUUAUGAAAAUUCAAGCAGACUUUUGUCGUGCGCUGGAGCAGCAGGAGGUAGGAGGGGCCAAGUUCAUCGUGGAUCGUUGGGAGCGAAAGGAAGGUGGUGGGGGUAUCACUUGCGUUCUGCAGGAUGGUGAGGUCCUGGAGAAGGCAGGUGUCAACAUCUCGGUGGUGUCCGGUGUGCUACCAGCUGCCGCUGUCGCUCAGAUGAGAGCCAGAGGCAAGAAUUUCAAAGAAGGUCAGAUGAUGCCAUUUUUUGCCGCUGGAGUUAGCUCUGUGAUCCAUCCACGUAACCCCAUGGUUCCCACUAUCCACUUCAAUUAUCGCUAUUUUGAGGUCCAAGACUCAGAAACUACAACCCAGUGGUGGUUUGGAGGAGGCACAGACCUUACGCCAUACUAUCUGAACGUAGAAGACGCCAAACAUUUCCACAGAGAGCUGCAGAAGGCUUGUGACAAACACGACAAGAGCUAUUAUAGGAGGUUCAAGAAGUGGUGUGAUGACUAUUUCCACAUCACUCACAGAGGUGAGCGCAGAGGUGUCGGGGGAAUAUUCUUUGAUGAUUUAGAUUCUCCUUCACAAGAGAAAGCUUUCCAGUUCGUUACUUCUUGUGCCCAGGCUGUCUUACCCUCGUAUAUCCCUUUAGUUCAGCAACACAAGAACGAUGGGUAUGGUUAUGCAGAGCGGCAGUGGCAGCUGUUACGUCGGGGUCGUUACGUGGAGUUCAACCUGAUCUAUGAUCGGGGCACCAAGUUCGGUCUGUACACACCAGGAGCCAGAUACGAGAGUAUACUGAUGUCACUGCCACUCACUGCGAGGUGGGAGUACAUGCACGUACCGGAUCCCAGCAGCAAAGAAGGAAAAUUAGUGGAAGUGCUCAAGAACCCCCGGGAUUGGCUUGGGAUUGGAGAGGCAGCCACAGCAGCAGCUUGAUCACCUACAGGACUGAUAGCUCUUGGUCUCACCUCAGGUUAAUAUUGGGAAAUAUUGAGUGCCUUGAAGAAAGAAUGUAUUUAGCUUUAUCCAAAAGCUCAGUAUUAUUGGUUAAAAUUGCGUAUUUUUGGACAAACAUG
Homalodisca vitripennis (glassy-winged sharpshooter) is the source of this 1467-nucleotide messenger RNA. RefSeq names its product oxygen-dependent coproporphyrinogen-III oxidase (gene Coprox). The transcript is spliced from 8 exons. Gene Ontology annotation, molecular function: coproporphyrinogen oxidase activity. Gene Ontology annotation, cellular component: mitochondrial intermembrane space; cytoplasm. NCBI's taxonomy places the organism in Eukaryota, Metazoa, Arthropoda, Insecta, Hemiptera, Cicadellidae. The coding region runs from base 152 to 1327 and encodes 391 amino acids. The record is from RefSeq and is a predicted model, not a curated record.